AUCCCGAUAACUUAAGCUGUUCAACAGCCUCAAAUUGCGGACUUAUUUGCUCCAAGCCAUGGUCCAGAAUAGCUUGGCAAGCUCUUAUCUCUACCUUCGCUGCCCUCUUGCUGAUUAGUAGGUGCUCUACGUCGCACCGCAACGCCAAAAUGCAAUCCCACCUCACCCGGCGAGUUUUUCGGGCAAUUUUGAACAACGAACCGCUUUCAUUCUCGCGCUGCCUCCAUCGCUCACUGCAUACGGUCCGGAACCAUAGGCCUCGCAAGCUCGAUCUUUUGACCAGCUACCAUGGCCAGCGACGCGGGCUCUUCGCGUACAAUGUGGUCCCAACGACUAGCCCGCAGUCAUCAACUCUGCCCUCCGAGGUUGGCCUAAAGCCUAUGAGAGACCUCAUGAGGUCAAUGGCCGACAAAAGCAGAGGGCCUACCUUUGAAAUUCUAGCCAAUGCCUUGAACGACUUUUUGGGGCAACGCGCUGCGUCCCCCAGUGUCAUUACGCACUUCCAUGCCACCCUACUCUCCGUCACCUGGCAUUACAUGCGAACUCAUGCGGAAGGAUUGAACCCCGAGGAAUGGCAGAAAACGUUGUCGACUGAGGCCCUCGAAAAUAUGCUCUUCGUCCUAUCACAGGCCAAAUGUUUACCUGAAUCACAACCGAUCGUGCGAAAAUUGGCUCGCGCUGCCUUUUCGGAAUUGUGCCGUGAUCCGUCACCCAAUAUGAAACAUAUCAGUCGGUCGGCUUUCAUUGCGUAUAUCAACAUACAGGCUUUGAAUGGCCACCCAGAUGAAGCAUGCGACGUUCUAGAGCGGUUCUGGUUUAGGCUGAAGAUGGCUCGCCCGACUCCAUGGCAUGUGGUUAUGAAGGGAUUUGCUAUGGUAGGUGAGAAGCGCCGUUUAGAACGGACAGCCGAGAAUCUUGAGAAAUUCGACGUCGAGUUCGACCACAGAUCUCAUGAAGACCUGGUUAAGCUUCUUAUCGAAGAGGACUUGUUUACCGCGACAAAAACGAUCUAUGAAUGCCCUCUUUCGAACGGGCAGACGCCCACAGUGGCAGUGAGAGAGGCCGUUAUCAAAUAUGCGACGUUGAACUCCGAUACCGCGUGGGCAGCAUCGGUGUUCGAGUCACUUUCCAACAUGCCGGUCUGCAAGACUUUGGGCAUCACCCUCUUCUGGGAAGGGGUGCAAAAGCAGAGUGCAACUGCCGUCUCAGAGAAGGCCAAUACUAUGAUGGCGGGCGACGAGAAUGCUAGGAAGGCUCUGACUAUCUCAUGCGUGAAUGAUCUGAUAGAGUACGCAAACGCGAUACAAGAACCUGCACUAGCUGUCAAAUUUGCUGCGUUAGCCUCCCAUUGGGCUCUAGAACCCAACACGAGAACGCAGCUUUUGCAACUGGAAUCCUACAUCCUAGCGGGUGAUACUGGGAGGGCAUUACGCUCCAUGGAUGAUUUGCAGGACCCGGAAGCCAUGGCGACCGCGAACAUGCCACUAAUGAACAAGUUAAUCAAACUUCUCUGCCGAUCAGGCCAGGACGAUGCGAUAUUCGACCGCAUCUCGGCCUUCCUGGACCCGUUGUUUGAGAACAACGUACGGCUAGAGGCAGGGACCGUGGCAGCGAUCACACGCAUGCUCCUCUACCGACUCGACUGGGAGGGCGUUUCGGCACUGCUCCGGCCACGCCUUGGGCUGUAUGACACGGAAGAACGGGCGACGAUUCGCAACUCGCUGACCGGGUUCAUCUUGGACCUCGAGCAAAAGGACUCCGAUGCCUGGGAGACGUAUAAUCUGCUGCUGCUCGCCUUCCCGGAAACCGGCGUCCGCUCGCGCACCGAUAUCAUGACCUCAUUCUUCAAACGCCACCGUAGCGACCUCGCCUACCUCGUUUUCGGCCACAUGCGACAGGCCGAGGACUUCGCCCGACGGCCCAAGCCUGACACAUACGCCCGCUGCUUUGUCGGCAUCGCUCGCACCCAAUCCGCAAAGCACCUCCAACUCGUGCACAACAUGCUCAAACUCGACGUCGAAGUCGACCUAACCACGCGCGUGCUCGACGGGCUCAUGCUCGCCUACGCCUCCUGCGACAUGCCCGAGCAGGCAAUGAAAGUUUUCCGAAGCAUCCUGGAGUCGGACGAGGGUCCCUCCCAUAAGACCAUCCCUAUCUUCUUUGAGACAUGCGCCAGGCACAACAACGGUGUUGAGGAAGCCCUCAAGAUGAUGGACAAGGUCAAGUUGCUGGGCAUUGAGCGCAACCGCCAACUGUACAUGGCGUAUGUCAAAGCUCUGGCCGCCCACUGCGAAUUUGACCUCGCCACCGAGGCUCUGGAGAAGAUGGAGGCCGAAACUGGCCUCAAGCCGACCCGCAACUCGAUCGGCCAAUUCUACAACGUGAUUCCUUACCAACACUGGAAAGAUGAGGUCGAGAAGUGGGCCCGAGCCAAAUAUCCCGAGCUGUGGGCGCAGCUAGAGCAGAUCGAACGCAUCGAGCAUGACGAGGGCCCACAAUUCAAUAUCGAAAUGAAGGAGAUUGACAUUUAAACGUAGAUAUAGCGAGUCCUUUCUGCGGGCGGUUUUGUGCGUACAAUGCGAUUGAGCGGUUUAGCGGUUCAUUGAUGGCCGGCGGAGUGAGCCUCCGUGCGUCCAUUGCUUUAUAUGCAGUCAUUGUGCCACGCAGAUGUGUCACAUGUACGGACUCGUGAGAUUCUGGCAGAAAGGGCAAUUGCAUCACGAUUGAGCGACACCGAAUGAAUAAUCAAUCUUAAGAUCUCC
This is a messenger RNA of Aspergillus aculeatinus CBS 121060, 2762 nucleotides long. Its product is annotated as putative mitochondrial respiratory complex I chaperone (Cia84). Gene Ontology annotation, molecular function: protein binding. NCBI's taxonomy places the organism in Eukaryota, Fungi, Ascomycota, Eurotiomycetes, Eurotiales, Aspergillaceae. The transcript is spliced from 2 exons. Bases 150 to 2531 code for a protein of 793 amino acids. The record is from RefSeq and is a predicted model, not a curated record.